Messenger RNA from Misgurnus anguillicaudatus (oriental weatherfish), 1945 nucleotides. Its product is annotated as histone PARylation factor 1. Gene Ontology annotation, molecular function: histone binding; poly-ADP-D-ribose binding. The record is from RefSeq and is a predicted model, not a curated record. Gene Ontology annotation, biological process: regulation of protein ADP-ribosylation; DNA damage response. NCBI's taxonomy places the organism in Eukaryota, Metazoa, Chordata, Actinopteri, Cypriniformes, Cobitidae. Gene Ontology annotation, cellular component: nucleus.
UACGAGAUUCGAGACUUUUAUUUUGAACUUGAUUCUAAAUCUACCGGAAGUUGAGAACUUUUCUACUGGUUGCAGCGGUCGGAAAUUUCGCGCGGAAAAAAAACAACAGGCAUGGCGGGACGCGGGAAAAGGAAACCCAAAUCUUUGCCCCAGACAGAAACGCUGAAUGGAUAUGUAAAAAAAGCAAAAGAAGACCAGACGGAUGGAAAGAUGGUUGAAGAAGAGAUGAGAGAGGAGGUGGAGAGGUUAUACAAACUACGCAUGCCUGAGGAUUUCUACCAGUUUUGGAAAUUUUGCAAGGGACUUUGUGCAGACUGUCCACAAGAUGCCCUAAAGGAAACGCUCGGGCUUCAGUUAGUCGGUCCAUUUGAUAUCCUGGCCAAAAAGCACCAACGGUCAUCUUCAACCCAGCCCAACUUCAAUCUACAUUGGCGUUACUUUUACGAUCCCCCAGAAUUCCAGACGAUCAUACAGGGCAACGCAGACACACAACAUCACAUGGGCUACUUUAGAGAUUCACCUGAUGCUUUGCCUGUUUUCAUUGGGGAGAAUGAAGCCAAGAAGGGCUAUACAAUCACACAGAUGGGGGACAACAUAUUUGCGGCAGUUCUGCUGUUUUUGCAGAAGAAAAGAAAGGAGAAGGGAUACCAGAAGGAUGAAGUGGCUUUGGAAAGUUUAGAAGAAGAUUUGAAACAAGAGGCAGAGAGGUUGGGCUUGCCUCUGGACCAGAAAACUAAAGCAAUGAAACAAAGAGAGAAAAAGGUGGUCACAAAGACAUUUCAUGGAGCAGGAAUUGUGGUUCCAGUAGAUAAAAAUGAUGUUGGAUACAGAGAAUUACCAGAAACCGAUUCAAGUCUGAAGAAGAUUUGCAAAGCAAUUGCAGAGGCCAAAAACGAUGAGGAAAGAAUAAAGGCCUUCGCACCCAUCCAGGAAAUGAUCACAUAUGUUCAGUUUGCCAAUGAUGAAUGUGAUUACGGCAUGGGCUAUGAGCUUGGGAUCGACCUCUUCUGUUACGGCUCGCACUAUUUUUAUAAAGUGGUACGUCAGCUGCUCCCAAUGGCAUACAGUCUGCUGAAGAGAGGUCUGUUUGGAGAGAUACUGGAGGCGCAUCUCACCAGUCGUUCCCACGACAACCUUGACCAGCUCGCCGCUGUCUGAUGUAUUGCGAGAAGAUGAUAGGCUGUGUUCAGAAUGACUUGCAGUAAAACAUGUUGGGGUGGUGGCUGUGACAGAUUACACUGCACUAAAUUCUGCCGGUAGGUGUUCUCAAUUGAAAACGAUGUGAAGCCCAAGACUACGUUGAAAAGCAUUAUUUUCUCCAACCCACAAAUUACUCUUACUUAUAUUAAAGGUGCGACAGCUGAUUAUUUGAUGCAUUCAAUUGAAUAUUUUCUCAAGCAUAAUUUUAAUUGGUUUAGUUUAUUCACAAAGGUUUAGAUUUACACGAUAAGAUGCUCUUUAGUCUUUACCUCAUUUUUAUAAUAUACUGUCAGGCCGCUGCACCGUAGAGAAAUGAACUAUGACUCCUGGAAGUUCAGUGGUGUUACAUUACUUAUUUAAGAGUAUGCUUUCUCCAUAUCCAUUAACAUAUUUAGCAUAACCCACUUGCUUAAAAGCAAAAGGUUCUUAUGUAAAGAUUUAUCUGUAAGGCAAAUCCAGAUUUCUGCAGUGCUGAUCAGCAACUUGGGAACUGUUGUUUCAUACAGCAUCACAUGUUUCGUUUAAGUUUAUUAGUAUGAAAACAAGAAUGUUCUGUACUUUAAUUAUUAAUUAUCAGUUUGAAUCUUGGCCCUAUUGUUGCCUGCUUAAUGCUUAUGAUUGUAAAGGUACCCAAAGAGUGUAAAAGUUUUGUUAAGGUAUGUUUGUUGAGUAUCGAUAUUCCCUUAUUGUCACCCAGUACUUAUUCUUGUUGUAAAGUAGAUGUUUAAUAAAGUGUAUAUUUUUA